This is a messenger RNA of Lates calcarifer (barramundi perch), 1830 nucleotides long. RefSeq names its product family with sequence similarity 174 member C (gene fam174c). Lineage: Eukaryota; Metazoa; Chordata; Actinopteri; Centropomidae. The coding region runs from base 192 to 602 and encodes 136 amino acids. Gene Ontology annotation, cellular component: extracellular region. The transcript is spliced from 3 exons. The record is from RefSeq and is a predicted model, not a curated record.
CCUCCCUAACGUCAGCAGUAGGUGGAUGGGAACUUCCUCGUUGGGUUUUUACUUUAUGUCAACAGUCGGAGUUCAGUAAACGCGACGUGUGUGUGUGUGGAAAGCCCCGGUUCUUCUCCGGUACAGGCUGAAAAGUCCGACUGCCGCUUCACUUCUUCUCUUUUCUCUCUCUGGGCUGUUUGUGGACGAACAUGACUUUCUGUAGACUUCUCUCGGCGGUUCUUGUUCCGAUCUGUUGGGCUCUCUUGUCGGUGGCGGAGCAGAAUGUGACCAGACCCGCCGGAGCCACCGCGGCGCCGCGACCCGCCGUGACCAACUCCAGCGGGGUGAACAGCACACACGGCGGCGGCGGCAGCGGGAACUGGGGCAGGGAGAUGUUCAACGGUGUGGGCAGCUCGAUGAUGCAGAGGGGCCUGUACGUCCUCAUCGGCUUCACCCUGAUCGGAGUCCUGUACUUCCUGAUCCGAGCUGUGCGGCUGAAGAAGCCCGCCCACAAGAAGAAGUACGGUCUGCUCUCCAACUACGACGACUCUGUGGAGAUGGAGGCGGUGGAAAGCGACGAGGACGACACGCUGUACGAAGCUCGCAGCCUCCGCAGAUGAGUCGGGCUGAUGGAUCAGACGGGCGGAGACCUGCAGGAGGUUAUCGAUCGGGAGCCCGUCAGGUGAUAUUGAUUAUGGAUCGAGGGAGAGGACUGAGCGCUGAUCGCCGGAGGAAAACAUGGACCAAAUAUUGUGAUUGUUGUUGUUAUUGCAGAUAAAUGCCAAAGCUCUGACUGCUCCAGACACAGAGCAGGAUAAUCAGCUGUUUGUAACGUGCUGUAGUGUGAUGGGUGUGUGUUUACAUGGAGACGCAGGACGACGUCUGAGGCCAAAUCUCUUUUCUAAGAAUUUCACUGUGCUGUUUUUUCACUCUGAGCUGCGACGACGUGCUUCAGCUACUGUGAACUGACUCCAGACCAGCCGAGACAUGGAUCCAUCUGAUGGAUCAGGACUCUGACCUGGACGUGUCUGUCAGCUGUGAACAGGUUUUAAUGGACUGUCUCUGCAGGUGGAGCUGACUUCACUCUCUCCACCUCCGCUGCAGAAAAUCAGGGAAACUGAAUCAUGAUUGGCCUCAGAGCUUCACAUCUGCAGAUUAAAUCAUCUGUCUCUCUGACACAAACUGAAAGAAGCUACGCUAACGUUAGCAUCAGUGUUUGUGUUUAACAGACCAGAGCAGACACACUCAUUCUCACAAUAUGGUGUUACAGGCUGCAGCUAGCUGUUAGCAUGCUAACCUCAGUAUAAAGGAGUGACAGAACCAGUUCAGCUGCUUCAUUAGUGUUACUUUCUGUUCAUGCUAACGUUAGCUUAAACAGUGUUUCAUCAGCAUCAUGUGUCUGAUCCUGAAGAAUCUGAUUGGACAGAGGAAGAGCUCUCACCUGUUACCCACCAGGUGAGCUCUCUGUUUGACUUUGACAAGAUAUUUUCAGACUUUCCCUGAAUCUCUGCAGCAGAGGAGGAGGAGGAAGGAGAGGGAGGAGAGGAAGAGGAGAGGGAGGAGAGGAGGGGAGGAUGAGAGGAGAAGGAGGAGAGGAAGGAGAAGAGGGGAGGAGGAGAGAGGAGGAGGAGAGGAAGAGGAGGAUGAGAGGAGGAGAGGAAGGAGAGGGUGAAAACAGCAGAACUUUCCUUUAACUCUCACUUUAAUAAAAGGACUCGUGAACCUGCAGCAGGUUCAGAGACCUGAGUCCUGAACAGAGUCUCCUUCAGUCUGCUGCUGCGUUCACUUCUGUCAGAAAAUCCAAACCUGCAGGAUUUACUUUCUAAUCAUUAAACUGUUACAUUUGGA